UUUAUUCCCCCAAGUGUGCGUCAUAGCCUUUAUGCUCACGUUGUACGACAAUGACGUCAUGUUAAUAAUUUUCCCUACCAGGUUCUGUGAAGAAAAUGAGUUUCGGUGCUAAGCUAAAACACAACCAGCAGAGGUCUAACGAGAAUAUCAAGAGCUUCUUCACACCUUCUCAGAAGGCAAUGGGACCGCCCAGGCAAUCUCUGCAGGUCCUCCAAUUCUCCGCUGUCAACCAAGACUUGGGAAGGUCGGCUCAGAUGGGUAAAGUCAAUCCAAAACGCAAACAGUGGAGUGCAGAACAAACGAGAGGCCCAAAGAGGGUGAAGGUUGAAGUCAAAUCCACACAAACUGAAGAAACUCAGUGUUCAACUGAUGGCAUUUCCAAUGAAGCGUAUGAGCUUAUGGUCAAAGAAACUCCACCUUCCACAUACUGGAAAGAAGUAGCAGAGGAGCGGAGGAAAGCCUUGUACAAUGUUCUACAGGAGAAUGAGAAGUUACACAAAGACAUAGAGGCCAAAGAUGAACAGAUAACAAAGCUAAAGUGUGACAAUGAAGAGCUGCAGGAGCUGGCACAACAUGUCCAGUACAUGGCUGAUAUGAUUGAGAGGCUGACUGGAAAGAGCCCUGAUAAUCUGGAGGAAUUGAGGGAUAUUGCCCUUGAUGCAGAUGAUGAUGACGACGAGGAUGAGCAGGAGGACAAUGGGGACGUUGCAACUCAGAGCGAGGACGAAGACUCGGAUUACAGCGACGAGGAGAGAGAAGAUCCCUCAGACCAUGAACAACUUGACCCCUCAGAUCAGGAUUGACUGAAACUGGUCGUGUGUGUAUAACGGGACUUUGAACUGCGUGCAUACGUUGGCACAUUUGAACUGAAGUGUUCUCUACUGGCAAAACAUGGCUAUCUACUUGACUGACUUUUCAGAGACACGGGUACAUUCUCUGAAUUGAUGCUGAUUUUAUUUUUUAAGGAAACUGAUUGGAGCUGAUUUUAGUUAUUGUGGAAGUAAAAGAUGUUCAAACUAAGAUGGUGAGGGAUUAUUUUGGAGACACAGAAGAAGAAAUGUUUCAGUAAAAUCAAUCAAGUUCCAGGGUCCUGGUGUUGUGCAUGUGGUCCUUCAGUUACUGUAGCUGGGACUAAUGCAAUUGGUCAUAGCCAUUGUUAAUCAUUUAAUAUCCCUGCCUUGUGUAUUAUAAUACAACAAUGUGAGCCCUGAAACAGUUUUCCUGUCGGGUGUAACUGUCAAGUGUUUUGGUUUACAAUGUGAACUUGUGCGUUUUAUUGCACUGUACAUAAAACAUGUAAAAUAAACCCUU
Labrus mixtus (cuckoo wrasse) is the source of this 1311-nucleotide messenger RNA. It is a transcript of the gene gmnn, whose product is annotated as geminin DNA replication inhibitor. Gene Ontology annotation, cellular component: nucleus. The transcript has 6 exons. NCBI's taxonomy places the organism in Eukaryota, Metazoa, Chordata, Actinopteri, Labriformes, Labridae. The coding region runs from base 96 to 803 and encodes 235 amino acids. Gene Ontology annotation, biological process: negative regulation of DNA replication; negative regulation of cell cycle. The record is from RefSeq and is a predicted model, not a curated record.